Erinaceus europaeus (western European hedgehog) is the source of this 1726-nucleotide messenger RNA. It is a transcript of the gene LURAP1L, whose product is annotated as leucine rich adaptor protein 1 like. The record is from RefSeq and is a predicted model, not a curated record. The coding region runs from base 703 to 1389 and encodes 228 amino acids. NCBI's taxonomy places the organism in Eukaryota, Metazoa, Chordata, Mammalia, Eulipotyphla, Erinaceidae. Gene Ontology annotation, biological process: positive regulation of canonical NF-kappaB signal transduction. The transcript has 2 exons.
ACAAUGACUUGGAUCUAACUGCCUAGAUGGAGAAGAAUAUUUCUGCUGCAUCAAGGAAGCCGUUAAACUCCUGCUAAACUCUGUCUCUCUCUCUCUCUCUCUCUCUCUCUCUCUCUCUCUCUCUCUCAUGCAUAUAUACAGACAACCAGCUUCCUUUUUAGUGACCAGAUGUUAUUUUUUGACAAUCUAGGACAUUCCAAAAGCGUGGGGGCAAAUGACUGGAAAAUGAAAGGACCCCGGAGCGUGGCCACAUCAUUAUUUUGUAUCGCAUGGUACCAGAUGGCCAGUCAGUGAAUGGCUCAGGGACGUGAACGGACAGUUUUGGUUUUUUUUAUAAUGUUAAUUUCCCCCCUCCCCAUAAAGGUAGAAAAGACUUCAUUUCCCUCUCCUUUCUUUUGAUCUUUAGUGCAACAUCAAUUAACUUUGCAGUGGGGUGGCCAGAAAGGAAAGAGGAUGAAGCGAGCUCUAUAAUUUUAGUAAGUGCCGAAGGAAUCGCAGUGCCCUGGGAACUGCGGCUGCGACCCGCGUCCGCGUCCAGUGCGGAUUUCAGGGUUGACACAGCUCAGCCGGGCAUGGAGCGGUCUCUGCGCUUCCACCACCGAGGAUAGAAACCCGGCCCCUGAGAGGGGUCUGCCGAUCCUGCGGCAGUCUUGGAGGCCUCUUCCGACUCUCAUCGACUAUUAUCACCGCUCCUGAAAAGUCAUGGAAGACGGCCCACUGCCAGACCUCCGAGACAUCGAGCUGAAAAUGGGGCGCAAAGUACCCGAGAGCCUAGUGCGCUCGCUCCGCGGGGAAGAACCGGUUUCCCGGGAAAGGGACCCGGACCUCUGCGGGAGGAGCGAGGGUGGCGGCGGCGGAGGCUGCAGCAGUAGCCGCAGCAACUGCAGUUUCCCUACUUCCUUGUCGUCUUCCUCAUCUUCCUCCCCAACCUCUUGUUCCCCACAACGACGACGUAGCCACUCCAGCGCCUUGGAGAGGCUGGAAACCAAGCUUCACCUGCUCAGGCAAGAGAUGAUUAACCUCAGAGCCACAGACGUCAGACUCAUGCGCCAGUUGCUUGUUAUCAAUGAGAGCAUUGAGUCCAUCAAAUGGAUGAUUGAAGAGAAAGCCACGAUUACCAGCCGAGGUAGCAGUCUCAGUGGCAGCUUGUGCAGUUUACUUGAGAGCCAGAGCACCUCUUUACAUGGCAGCUACAACAGCCUACAUGAUGGCAGUGAUGGGCUGGAUGGCAUUUCUGUGGGGAGCUAUCUUGACACUUUGGCAGAUGAUGUCCCAGGCCAUCAGACCCCAUCAGACUUGGACCAAUUCAGCGACAGUUCAAUAAUAGAAGAUUCACAUGCAUUGCACAAGCAUCCCAAACUGAAUUCUGAAUACUACUGCUUUGGCUAAUGACCACAUUUUUGCAUGGGAUUGGUGUGCAAUUAACUUGUAUUCAUCCUUCUCUGCUGCUAUAUUUUUGUCUGAUUUUUUUAUAUGGCAACCUUUAAAAAAGAAGCUUAUUUUGAAAUUGCUUAUUGGCGUUUCUGUUGCUCCUAAUAUUACUCAUCUGUACUGAUUUUCUUUCUUACAUUUCUAUUUUAUUUAUUAUAGUGGUUUUCUCCCUUCUUUUACAGUGGCACAAAUAAAGUAGGGGGGAAAGAAUAAGCAAUAAUUAAGAUUAUCAGGGCAAGGGGUCAGGGACUACAAGAAAAACUGCAAAAUUUUACAAUAAACCAAAGUCUGGUAA